Messenger RNA from Telopea speciosissima, 609 nucleotides. Its product is annotated as WAT1-related protein At1g09380-like. Lineage: Eukaryota; Viridiplantae; Streptophyta; Magnoliopsida; Proteales; Proteaceae. Gene Ontology annotation, cellular component: plasma membrane. The transcript is spliced from 3 exons. Gene Ontology annotation, molecular function: transmembrane transporter activity. The coding region runs from base 40 to 441 and encodes 133 amino acids. The record is from RefSeq and is a predicted model, not a curated record.
CUUCUUGGUUCUCUUGUGGGUGAUAUUUUUUAGGCUAAAAUGAGCAAGACAUUUGCAGCUCCUUACUCAAGCACAACCUUACUAUGUUUCAUGGCUAGCAUUCAAUGUGGAGUCAUUGGAAUAUGCGUCGAGCACAAUAUCUCAAGAUGGCCUUUAAAGUCUCACAUUAGACUCAUCACAGCUUUAUGCUCUGGAGCUAUGGGAUCACUAGCGAUUUGCAUCAUGUCAUGGUGUAUAGAGAAGAGAGGUCCUCUUUAUGUUUCCAUGUUCAACCCACUAGUGCUCGUCAUUGUAGCUGUAAUGGGUUGGGAAAUACUCAAUGAGAAAUUAUAUAUGGGAAGUGCUUUGGGGUCAGCAUUGAUAGUGGUGGGACUCUACGUUGUUCUAUGGGGCAAGGAGAAAGAGAUGGAUCAGAUAAGCAUAGACAAUGGGUUGAGAUAAGGGGAGGAGCAUUACAAGAAAGGAGAUAUGGAAUUACCUGUGUAUUCAAAUGGCAAUCUUUGAAAUGCAGGUUAAAUUGCAGAUAGAUCAGAUGACACUCCAUUGAUUGCUCCUGGGGUUAAUGUGGGAGAAGAAAUGAAGACUAUAAGAGUAUAGAGAGAGUUUCCC